GAAAACCAGAGCUCCGUAGCUCGUUUCUGCUGCUCUCGGUUACCGUCAGUAUUACCGCAAAGUCCGGAGCUACCGGAGGUCCCGUGGAUACUUACUCAACCGUCUGACAGACCCGCCAAGCACCCAACAACCGAUAAACUUCCCGUCUGAGCCCUCAGCUUUCCCCGGCAGGUGGACACAAGCUUUCCAAGACGAUGCUCUUCUGGCUGCUGCCUCUCGCGGCUCUGUUGCUGCGCGCGGAGGGCAAGCGCGGGGAAACAGUUGUCAGUAACAACAACAAUGGCCACGCGCUGGACAACGACAAAUGGUUGAGCACCGUCUCUCAGUAUGACAAGGACAGAUAUUGGAACAAAUUCCGAGAUGAUGACUACUUCAAGAGCUGGGGUCCUGCCAAGCCUCUCGACCAAGAACCCGAGGCAAGGCCCACUAAACAUGGCGAACCAGGACCCAAAGCCCACUCUGGACAGGUCAAGAGAAAAGCAGAGGAUGGCCUGGACGCCACCAAGGAUCCUUGUGUGAAGGUGCGUUGCCCCACUCACAAAGUUUGUGUCAGCCAUGACUACCAGACCGCCAUCUGCACCAACCACAAUCAGCCAACACACAGUGUGAAGCCCCGUAAAGGAAGUGUGGCCCACAAACACUUGGUUGCAGCAGGGGCUCAUGGGACAUGUAGGCCGUGCCCUGUCAUCCACCCCAGCCCAGUGUGUGGCUCUGAUGGCCACACCUACUCCUCCAAGUGUAAGCUGGAGUUCCAGGCGUGUACGUCAGAAAAGGGCAUUUCUCCCAAGUGUGAGGGCCCAUGUCCAUGUCUUCCUGGCCAGGAAGCGGUGAAAUCACACAGUGAAAAAAUCGACAAGACUGCCUGCAGUGAUGCAGACCUCCGGAGCCUGGCGUCCAGACUGAAGGACUGGUUUGGGGUCCUGCACCUGGAUGCUAACCGAGAUCUCAAAUCCUCCAACACGGACUCCGCAGCUGGCAGGUUCGACACUAGCAUUCUUCCCAUCUGUAAGGACUCCCUGGGUUGGAUGUUCAACAAGUUAGACAUGAACUAUGACCUCCUGUUGGACCAAUCAGAGCUGGGUGCCAUCUACCUGGAUAAGUACGAGCUGUGCAUGAAGCCGCUGUUCAACUCCUGCGACUCCUUCAAGGACGGGAAGUUGUCCAACAAUGAGUGGUGCUACUGCUUCCAGAAACCUGAUGGUCUGCCUUGCCAGAAUGAGAUGAACAGGAUUCAGGCUCAGGGCCGGGGAAAGAGCCUCAUUGGGGCCUAUAUUCCUCGUUGUUCUGAGGAAGGGUACUUCAAGCCUACCCAGUGCCAUGGCAGCACCGGUCAGUGUUGGUGCGUGGACAAGUAUGGCAAUGAGAUCGCCGGCUCCCGAAAACAGGGCAACCCCACCUGUGAGGAGGACCAGGAGACCUCGGGUGACUUUGGCAGCGGUGGCGCGGUCAUUCUCCUCGACGACCAGGAGGAGGAGCCACCUAAGACUGGGAGGAGCCGGCAGAAGCAGAGGCGUGGCCGGAUCCACCCCCGGGGAGCGAUCGAGGAUGACGAGGACGAGGAAGACGACAAGGAUGACGAGAUUGGCUACGUCUGGUAGCUCCGCCCUCCAUCCAUCCUCUCAGCAUCCGACCAGGGACUUCCGUUUCCUCGACGCAGACCUGAAGCCAAUUCAGUCUCUCUUCUGCCCCAUCCACCACUCCUCCCCUCAGUCCACAUUUCUUCCCCCUUUUGCCUCCUUUAUACGUUCCUCUCGAUCACUCUUUUCCUGUCUUUUUCCCUCCUUCAACAGAGACUUUUUCUUCUUCCCGUUUCUUCUUGAGCCGUGCUUCUAUUGUCAACUUAAACCUACAGACUCUUGACUACUACUUGCAGUAACGUUCCUAUGUCUUGGUUCCUCUCCUCACCCCUCUCUUCCUCUCUCUCUCUCUCUGUUCUCCUCCUCUCUAUCUAAGCCUCUGGUAUGAACAUGAGACCAGAGACUAUUUGGAUGUAAAUAGGUUGGCUAACGAGGCUCCAGAUUCUGUCUCUCUCUCUGUCCUAGAAUGUUUCUGUCGUCAAUCUCCAGAGUUUUGAGAAAUGUUCUCAGUAACAAGGAACAUAUAAACAAGGAAGUCGUCACAAUGUUCUACACAAAACGACUACAGCACUGAGCCAUUAAGUUCCAUUGAAUUGCCUCCCUGUGUGCCACGUGUGGGAUGUUUCUGGUGUUCCUUCUUUAUACGUUCCCUUGAUUUACAGGAGGAUUGUGGGUCUUGAUGUCUUUGAGAGACCCAGAGAUUUCCCUGAGUCACAGAGAAGGAUGGUCUGUGUGUUUUCUGCAUGUUCCCUCCUCGACAUUCCACUGAGAACAAGAGGUUGGGUUUGGCCGGCUAUAAUCAUUUAUAUGGCGGCAUGGACAGGAUAUAUGAUUCCGCUUCAGUUUGCUGCCAGUGCCCGCGGUAGUCUUCGCUUUUUUGUUGCUGCCGAAUCUUAAUUUGCUGCGUUGUUUCAUCAAGGUUGUGGGUGGUAGUUUGCUGUCAAUACCAAACACAGGAGGUUUGCCGCUUAGCUGCAAAGAGUACAAAUCUAAUUUGCUACUUUAGGCUCAAAAACACGUAAUGUUUUUGUUUAUCCAGAUUCAAUUUCUGGUUUGGAGGAAAUGUCAGCCUAUCGACGCUGCCUUGUUCCUGGACCUCUUGUUCUAUCCAUACAAAGAGAACCUGUCAUGAGGGAUAACCUCUGCAGGACAUUUUGCUUUCAGAAGCUAGCACGAAGAAAGGGACGUGGGGGAACGCUUUUUAUGCUUUAGCUUUGAAGAAGGAGUAAACACAAGUGUCAUGCUCCGUCUCAAGAAAAAAAAUGAAAAAAUUACUUCAGCAGGCUUUGUUUGUGAUGGAGUUGAGGUUCUGUAGCUACUUAGGUGUAGUAAGUGACUGACUCUAUGCAUUUUUAUAGAUCUGAAACAGGCAGAUAACUCAGUCCAGUGUCGUCAGUUCAUCUCCUUAUGAGGUCUCUAUCUUGCUUACUCUUACCAGACCACCAGGAGGCAUCUGUUCUUAUUUUAAUACUGGUUAUGAACAUUUAAAAUCUGUUUGAAGGAUGGCCUACUGAUGGUUAAAGCACACAAAUACAAGGUUCAGUGGCAUUUCACUUUGGUAUCCAAACAACCGUGGCUACUCAUCACACGGUUCCACUGUGAGUUGAGUUGGAGGCACUAUUUUAUCAGUUGUUUUUAUGCCGUGUCACUCACCUUCUUGCAGUGGACUGUUACACUGCACUUUUAACAGCGUGAUGAGGCUCUGGGCAGAUGGUUUUUACUUAAAGAAUCUAUUGUGAUAUUCAAUUUGGUCCAUUCCUCCCCAGCCUUCUACAGGCCACCAAAGACAUCUCUGCUCCACUCUAGGUUCAGUGACCCUCUCAGCUCUAAUGUCACCAUUUCCUACUGAUACAGACAGAUUAUUACCAGAAAAACAAGUUCAUUAAAAAACAGUCUAUCACGUGUCAACCCUGCUUGUUCACAUUCAGAUGCGUUCUCUGUAUGUCUUCUUUCUCUCUUUGCCCCUUUAUCUUUCUAUUGCUGGCAAACUCAUCUGUGCACUCUCACACAACUUCAAAUUCACUUAAUUGUUCAGGCGGCCCCUUGUGAAUUUGCCUAUUCUCUCUUUCUCUCUCUCUCUCUCUCUCCCCCACUCUCUCUGCCUACUCACGUCCUCCUCUGCCAUCUCUAAACCUCAAACCGGGGACGGGGUGAGUGACUUUUAGAGUGCAAUCUCUUUCUCUCUUUCGUCUCAUUUCCCUUAUUUGAGGUCUUCCGAGGGAGGGAGGGAGGGAG
Molecule: messenger RNA, 3812 nt
Organism: Osmerus eperlanus (European smelt)
Lineage: Eukaryota; Metazoa; Chordata; Actinopteri; Osmeriformes; Osmeridae
Gene: spock1
Product: SPARC (osteonectin), cwcv and kazal like domains proteoglycan 1
Exons: 12
Coding region: 195-1598 (467 amino acids)
Biological process (GO): anatomical structure development
Molecular function (GO): collagen binding; protein binding; extracellular matrix binding
Source: RefSeq, a predicted model, not a curated record